AGUAGUUUGUUUAUUUGCUUAAAGCAAGAAGAAAGUGAAAGUGAAUAAUUUAAACAAAAUGUUUAAACACAGUGUUAAACAAUUAAGAAACUUUUCUGCUCAAGUAAAAGGGCAAGACAUAAAAUCUAAACUGGGUAUUAUAGGGGUGCCAUUUUCCAAAGGCCAAUCCAAAGCGGGUGUAGAACAGGCACCAGAUUUAUUGAGACAGCAGGGUUUAAUACAAACUUUACAGGAAACUUCUAGAGGCAGUUUAGCCAUUACCGACUAUGGCAAUUUAAAAUAUGAUCCAUUGAGUGAACCCGAGUCGUCAUAUUAUAAAAAUAUGAAAAACUAUGGCUCCUUUAUGAGUUGUAACAAGGCCUUGAUAGAGAAAAUACCACAGAUAUUACAGGAAAAUCAACAAUUCUUAUGUAUGGGCGGUGAUCAUGCUAUAGGUUUUGGUUCCGUGGCUGGCCAUUUGAAACACACUCCCAAUUUGUCUUUGGUAUGGGUUGAUGCUCAUGCUGAUAUUAAUUUACACACCACUACAGCCUCGGGUAAUAUCCAUGGUAUGCCCGUGUCGUUUCUAUUGGAAGAAUUAAGAGAUUUUUGGAAACAUGCUCAAUUAGAUGAUAUUGCUCCCAAUUGCUUGCGUGCCGAUCAAUUGGUUUACAUUGGUCUAAGGGACAUUGACCCUUAUGAAGCCUACAUUCUCAAUAAGCUGGGUAUACGAGCAUAUGCCAUGGAUUCCGUCGAUAAAUAUGGCAUUGCUAAAAUUAUGGAAAUGACCCUGGAUGCUUUGGAUGUUAAUAACAAAAUACACGUUAGUUUUGAUGUGGAUGCUUUGGACAGUAAGGUGGCGCCCAGUACUGGUACCGCCGUUUAUGGUGGUUUAUCUUUGCGCGAGGGCAUCUAUAUAGUGGAGAGUUUAAGUGAGACUAAACGAGUACAAGGUGUAGACUUGGUUGAACUCAAUCCUAGCUUGGGCUCAGCACAAGAUGUGAAAACAUCGGUAUCGGCCACCAUGGAAAUAUUGAAAACCAUAUGCGGGGGUUAUAGACGUAAAGGAAAUUAUGAAAAUAUAGAUGAAAGUCGAGUUAAUAUUAAAAUGAUGGACUGAAUUGAUUUGUAAAUGCUAGCCCAUAUAUUCACAGACAAUUUUUAAAUUUAAGAACAUUUCCAUACAAUAUUUGUUUUAUAAAUUUAAAAACUGUUUAUGAAUAUUAAAUGCAAAUUGCUUGUUAUUGUACUACUAAUAAAACUGCCUUAAAUUGUACAAUAAUUUUUUUUUAAUUUUAUUAUUACUUUUUAUUGUUAAUAAUAAGACAAUUUACAAAAAUAAAAAAUAAACAAAACAUGAGAAAA
Calliphora vicina (urban bluebottle blowfly) is the source of this 1344-nucleotide messenger RNA. RefSeq names its product arginase (gene arg). The transcript has 5 exons. Lineage: Eukaryota; Metazoa; Arthropoda; Insecta; Diptera; Calliphoridae. Gene Ontology annotation, molecular function: manganese ion binding; arginase activity. Gene Ontology annotation, cellular component: nucleus; cytosol; cytoplasm. The record is from RefSeq and is a predicted model, not a curated record. The coding region runs from base 59 to 1099 and encodes 346 amino acids.